Molecule: messenger RNA, 451 nt
Organism: Aplosporella prunicola CBS 121167
Lineage: Eukaryota; Fungi; Ascomycota; Dothideomycetes; Botryosphaeriales; Aplosporellaceae
Exons: 1
Coding region: 132-398 (88 amino acids)
Source: RefSeq, a predicted model, not a curated record
AUCUGCAUCAGCCUGCCUGCCUGCCUACCUGCGUGCGUGCUCUCCAAACGGCGGUGCUCAGACGCAGUACCUAGUUAGAUGCAGGAGAUGCAGGCGCGACGUCGGCGCGCUGCCCGUUUGUUUUGUUGCGUAUGUGUGUAUGUGGGGUGGGGUUGGGUGUGCGCCUGUAUGUGCGCCCCCACGCUGAUAACUACCUAGGUAUGGCUGCGUGCGUGCGUGCGUGCGUAUGUAUGCAUGUCAGCGCGGGACGUUGGCUAGCUGCUUACCUAGCUCGCUCGCUGGCGCGCGCGGGGCGGGAGCGCUGCCGUCUGGCUCUUGCUCCCGCAUUGCUAGAUGCCUGUUUGGCUGCUUGCUUGCCGGGCGGGCUGCCGCUCUGCUGCUUACUGCCUACUGCCUAGGUACAGCCUACUGGCUGCCUCCUGCUGGCCGAAUGGACGAAUAGACGAGUUGA